Messenger RNA from Abrus precatorius (Indian licorice), 2152 nucleotides. Its product is annotated as protein METHYLENE BLUE SENSITIVITY 1. The coding region runs from base 210 to 551 and encodes 113 amino acids. The transcript has a single exon. The record is from RefSeq and is a predicted model, not a curated record. Lineage: Eukaryota; Viridiplantae; Streptophyta; Magnoliopsida; Fabales; Fabaceae.
GACAUUGAUCUUUCUCCAAACGCGCGCAACCCUUCUCGGUGGUCGAAGAAAUUAGGGUUUUCAUAACCCUAGGGUUUACCUUCCCCUUCCCCAUUCCCCAUUCCCAAAGCAAAAUCGAAACUUGGCUCCGAUUUCUCACUUACCCGAUUAUAAAUUGCAUAACGAAGAACAAAAAGAAGAAACGUUGAUUGGCGAUAAAAGGAAAAACCAUGACCGGAAAAGCGAAGCCGAAGAAGCACACGGCGAAGGAGAUCGCGGCGAAGAUUGACGCCGCCACCACCAAUAGAGGCGGGGGAAAAGCUGGUCAGGCGGACCGGUCCGGCGUGGAGAAAGGUGGGCACGCAAAAUUUGAGUGUCCACAUUGCAAAACGACAGCGCCUGAUCUGAAAUCGAUGCAGAUUCACCACGAUGCACGUCACCCUAAGAUCCCUUUUGAGGAAGCGAAGCUCGUGAACCUUCACGCAAGCCACGUUGGCGAAUCGUCGUCGUCGUCGUCGUCGUCGUCGUCGUCGAAGCCUCGACCCGGUAUUCGCGGAAGCUUCAAGAAAUGAUCAUGAUCUCGCUUUUAUGGCCCCUUCAUUCAUAGAUUUGACUCCUCGUUUUUUCCUUUUUUUUUUUCUCUCCAAGUUGACGUUUUUAGGGGGUUAUUAAGUAAUUCAGGACGUGGGUAUGCUUAGUACCUUUUGUUCUUGUCUUUUUGGGGGUUAUGAUGCAUUUUAGGUGUGAAUGUGAUGCUAUGUAUGAAGUGGCAAAGAAGGGGUUUUGGUGGGAAUGGGAUUGACUUGUGUUGCUAAUUGGGCCCUUCUUUUUAAGCCUGAAAUGUAAAUUGUUCCCUAUAAUGGCAGUAAUGUUGUUGAGCUACUACCCUGUGUUUAUUUAUAAAUUUUAUUGGGGGGGCCGGUUCUUUUACCUUUUGUUCAUUGAUUUUGGGUUUAUAAUGAAUCAAUGGGAAUAAAAUUUGGUAAAAUUCCUGUGAUGUUUUGAUGUUGUAUUUAGAUUUGAGGUUCGUUUCAUGUGAAUGGUUGAUGUGGUUCUUUUGGUUCAUUUGGUAGGAUUGAGAUAUUUGUCCAGAAGGAUAAUCAGUUUUGGUUCAAUUAAAUACCAGUAAGAUAAAUAAUAAUCCUUCAAUGAACAUUUAAUAUAAGAUAAAUCUCUAUUCUGGAUAAAUUAACUUGUGCAAACAUUUUUUUGCUCAGUUUCUUAAUUAGAUAUGUCCUGUUUGCUUUGAUUCAGAAGAAGCUUAGCAAGUUUUCAAUCUCUAUUUCGUUGUUUGAUGGUGGUUUCUAAUCUACGGCAACGCUCAUCUUCCUUCUUAUUAUGUUAACCUUUGUCCUUUGUGGCCUUGAUAUUGGUAAUUGUAUUUGGGUAGGGUUACAUGAUGUUUAUCUUGAUCGAUCUGUUUGAAGCCAAUGGAUUGAAAUUAUGAUGAGUGCUAUUGUUUGGUUGGAAUUAGAUAUAGUUUUCUAAAUGUGGGUGUACGAUCAUGACCUCUAUAUCAAUAUUUCUGCAAAAAUUGAUUGAAAUUUUACUAUGGUGAUGGCUUUUGGUUUUUUGAGUUUUAUUAGGCUUUGUGAGAGAGUUAGUUUGUAAGGGAAAAUGAAGACUUAUGUGAUGAUUAUCUUUCUAUAAGAGUUUUUAGUUUAGAGUGGAGGGUUUAUAAACUCUAAAAUUCUCUUAAUCUCAUAUUUUUAAGCUUUCCAAAUUUGAGAGGUUUUGUGUUAACCCUCCUUCUCUUCCUUCUCCACCCAUACUUUUUAAACAUUUUCCAUUACAUUUUCCUUUCCUCUCCCUUCAAUCUUUCAAACAAAGCCUCGAGUUCAGUAUUUCCCUGGUUUCUUCAUUUGAGAAAGGUUGCAAAGACAUUUGUUGCUGGGGUCUUACUUCCUGCACAUAGUUGCAUGCUGGUUUAGUUUAAUUACCGUAAACUGCUUCUGUUUUCGUUGCUGAGCAGGAUAUAUUGUUGCUUAGUUUAUUAUGGCCACAAUGACUCAUGUUCAAUUUUAGUUUUAGAGCAUUGAUUCUCUCUUCAAUUCUAGUUUUAUAAAAAUUUUAUAUGCUGUAUUAUAACAUAUGAUGUCUUGCAGUUUUUAACAUUUGUUGUUAUCUUAUGUUCUAUCCAUAUACUCUCUAGGUUCUGUGAGCUUGGAAAGAG